This is a messenger RNA of Aspergillus wentii DTO 134E9, 1506 nucleotides long. RefSeq names its product putative tRNA-specific adenosine-34 deaminase subunit Tad3. The transcript has 3 exons. Gene Ontology annotation, molecular function: tRNA-specific adenosine-34 deaminase activity. Gene Ontology annotation, cellular component: nucleus; cytoplasm. The coding region runs from base 1 to 1506 and encodes 501 amino acids. The record is from RefSeq and is a predicted model, not a curated record. Lineage: Eukaryota; Fungi; Ascomycota; Eurotiomycetes; Eurotiales; Aspergillaceae.
AUGGAGGUGCAGGAUAUUCUGGGUGGCCUGCAGCCUUAUUCAGGACAGAUUAUUCCCAUCAAAACAGUACAAGAGACCCAAGCAUCUGAAGAGUUUGCCGACGCAUAUGUAGCAGAAGUGAAUGUGAAAUGUGCCUCGAAAGUCAUCAAAGCUCUUGAUUCGGCCUUUCCUCGCGACUCCUCCCUUUCCCUCAACCACCUCCGUCGUUUUGGAAGACGUGAUCAAUUGCCAGAGCCGCUCCUGUCAACCGUUCUGAAAGGAGACCCAUCCCCGCAGACUAUUUUCGUCUUGAUCUCGCCUCCUGUCCCCGACAAAGAAAAGCUUCAGGCCUUACUGGCCCCGUUUGCCCCUCCCCCACCAGAAAAUGCCCAACCAGAGGAUCCGCCCACGAUCCGCUUCCAUACUAUCCGGGUUCCCCUCCAACCGCCUAUGAACAACCGCCAAGCGGAGAGAUGGUCUAAAACGGUGUGGCCUGUCGUGUUCAACCCGUCUGCACCCCGAGCCAACAUCGCUCCGCCGCCUCAGAUUCUGAAUCGGACCCAGGAAUCGAUCCAGAGAGCAGGACAAUAUCUAGCACUCGCUCAGAAAGUAGCUGAAGGGGCAGAGCAGUCUGGUUAUGGCCGUGGGGUGGGAGCUGUGGUGGUCGAUCCAUCGAUUGAGGCUACGAUAGACGAUGGCAGCGGUACUCAAUGGGCGCAGGCUGUCGUUGCCGUUGCAGGAGAUGCUCGAUAUUCACGACGAGAGGCGGGUGCUCUAUCGGAAUCGGAAUUACACCUUGGAACUGGGCCAAACCCGGCUAGCAAGACAUACAACGCAGACUUGGAGGGAGGGCCGGAACUACACGCCUUGAUGCGUGCUGUAGAUAUGGUCGCUCGCAAACGACGGGAAGAACAUGAAUUAGCAGACCCAACGAUAACAUCGACAUCAUCGAUUGAUAAACCGUAUAUAAACGCAUUGGAAACGCAUUUCCUCUCCCAAUCAGAUACAUCUUCGCCAUUCUUACUCGACCCGGAAGACCCAUCACCUGUUCCAGAAAAAUUCCAGAAAACCAGCAGCACCACUGCUGCUCCUAUCACCAAAACGGCCGACGAGGAUUCGGAAGCGCCCCCGCGCAUUCGCUCUCGUUCCCAGGGCGGCUACCUCUGCUCCGAUCUUGACGUAUAUCUCACCCACGAGCCUUGUGUAUGCUGCUCAAUGGGUCUGCUUCUCUCGCGAUUCCGCGCGGUCAUUUUCUCUCGGAAAGGACGCUUAGUUACAGGGGGGUUGGCAUCGGAACCUGUCAUCUCCCCCACCGCAGAUGACGACGAGGCAGAACCGGAGGUAUAUGAUGAACCGGAGGGGACAAAGGACAAAUCGAUUGAUCCUCGAACAAAUCGGAAAUACUACGGGUUGCAUUGGAGAAAGGAGCUGAACUGGCGGGCCCUGGGGUUCGAGUUUGUUGAGGAAAGUCAGCCAUUAGAUGAGGAGGGGAUAGAGGGAGAGAAGGGGGUUGCAUUUCAUGCAUGA